GAACCUUCUCUGUUUUCCUCGACAACCCACGGAAUCUCUCUCUCUCUCUCUCUCCCUGCGCUCCCACUUCUAUCCACUCAUCCAUCUCUCUCUCUCUCUCUCUAGCGAUGGUGCGCGGCCUCUCCCUCUCGCAGUCGGCCCUGAUCCGCCUCCCCAACCGGCACCGCGUCCUCUCUCCGCCACCCCUGUCGCCUUCCGUCCUCGCCGUCCACGCUCGCUCCCACUCCUCCUCCUCCUCGCCUCCCUCCGACCUCGGGGACUCUCCAGAUCCCCUCCUCCGCAAGCUCGAGGACGUGAUCCACCACAUCAUCGUCCGCCGCUCGGAGCCCGAGUGGCUUCCCUUCCGCCCCGGAUCCUCCUACUGGGUCCCGCCCCGCUCCAAAUCCCGUGGCAUCGCCCAGCUGAUUGGAAAAUUAGCCACCGGGAGCCCUCACCUCAACGCCGACGAGUCCAUGUCCACCACCACUCCACGCGGUUGGCCCUCCUCCUCCUAUUUCAUCCACGGCAUAUCUCCGGCUCCGCGGCCAGUGGAAGCAGAGAAAACUUCCGAUGAAGCCUCCCAAUCGGAGGAUGAGGAAGAAUGAACUCGUAUGUUCCUUCAAAAGAAGGGCAUUUGAGGAACUGCUAAGGAAAGCCGAAGGAAGCACUUGGGUUGUUUGACUGACUGAAUGAUGUUCUCAUCAAAAGAGAAUCUCUACCGAUGCGCCCAAGUUUGCAAAGGCAGAAGUUAUUUCCUCCUGUAUCAGCAUACAGGGGAAAGAAUGUGUUUAGUUUCUUAUUUUGAUGAUUUUUAUGUUACGAUGAUAACAGACAAUGUUUUUUGCAGUUCCUCUGUACAUAAUGUGAAUUACUACUACUUUUGAUGGCCACCUAUCAUGAUAAUGUAUAUGGCUUGGGUCUUCAAAUAGCACAUUCAACUUCUGUAAAUAGUUUCCCUGUAUUGUA
Messenger RNA from Punica granatum (pomegranate), 945 nucleotides. The record is from RefSeq and is a predicted model, not a curated record. Lineage: Eukaryota; Viridiplantae; Streptophyta; Magnoliopsida; Myrtales; Lythraceae.